Messenger RNA from Hemibagrus wyckioides, 1073 nucleotides. Its product is annotated as aerolysin-like protein. Lineage: Eukaryota; Metazoa; Chordata; Actinopteri; Siluriformes; Bagridae. The record is from RefSeq and is a predicted model, not a curated record. Gene Ontology annotation, cellular component: extracellular region. Bases 37 to 999 code for a protein of 320 amino acids. The transcript has a single exon.
UUUGUCUUUGUUAAGGUACACACUAAGUGCAAAAUCAUGUCAUACUUGGCACCAGUCCUUAGAAUUGGAGGGCAAGGAGGAAGUGAAUUUGAUUUUAAUGGUAUUGGAAACGGCGCCACACUGAAAAAGAUCUGGGUUUGGGCCGGCGGCUGGCAGAUAAAAGCCAUCAAGGUUUGGCUAACUGACGGCCAGUCCAGGCAAUUUGGUAACUCUGAUGGGAAGUAUUCAGAAUUUACAUUUGAAGAUGGAGAGUAUUUCACUUCCCUUUCACUUUGGGGAAAUGGAGCUGGAACACGUCUGGGUGCCAUCAAAUUCAAGACGAAUUAUAAAAACACAACACGUGAGUUCUUCGCACACAUGACAGACUGGGGGCUGAAAAAAGAAUAUCCAAUUGAUGUGGGAUCUGGGAUCUGCAUGGGAAUUGCAGGCCGUGCCGGUGCAGAUAUUGAUUGCUUAUGCUUCAAAUUCAUCAACACCGUCAAGUCUACUAAGCUAACAAAUGUUCAGUAUCCCACGCUUCAUAGUGUGAUACCUAAUGUCGCUGUUGAGGAAAUCAAAUCCAUGACUUACCGAAAUAAUACCAGUCAAACUCAAGAAUAUACAUUAGAAACCUCCAAAACAAUCACCAAAAAGUCAUCCUGGUCUGUGGCCAACAAGAUGGAAACCUCCUUUAAAAUGGAAGUGAAAGCAGGAAUUCCAGAGGUCGUGGAAGUAACAGCUGGAUUCAGUCUCACAGUGGGAAGCGAGAGCUCAUAUGGUUUGGAGAACACUGAGGAGAGAUCUGAGCGGUUUUCUUUUCCUGUCAAAGUCCCUCCAGGGAAAACCGUGGAUGUGGACAUUACAAUCGGCCGGGCUACAGUUGAUCUCCCCUACAAUGGUACGGUCCAGAUUACCUGCUACAAUAACAGUGUGCUGGAGUUUAAAACCAGUGGAACCUACAAAGGGCUGAGUUACACUGAUGCAAAAAUGGUAGCGAAGGAAUCAGCAAAGAGCCUGUAAAUGCUGCAUCUACAGAAAGAGCUUGGUGCAGAAGCACAUCUUAUGAUUGCUAAAUGAUUUUUAAGGAACAUACU